UCUUAUUAGACAAGAUUUAACAGCCAUCUUCUCUCUCUCUCUCUCUCUCUCUCUCUCUCUCUCUCUCUCUCUCUAUCUCUCCUCCACUCAUACUUCAGUUGCAGAUCUUCGUAGCAAGAAGAAUCUGCAACUAUGGAAUUCAGCUUCAAAUUCUCAACUCCCUCCAUUGUGCUGCUGUUCAUGCUAUCUUUCUUCUCCAUCCCUUCCACAGAAGCAUAUGAUGCACUUGACCCGAACGGAAAUAUCACAAUAAAAUGGGACGUUAUCUCUUGGACACCCGAUGGCUAUGUGGCUGUAGUAACAAUGUUCAACUUCCAACAAUAUCGUCACAUUCAAGCACCGGGCUGGACUCUGGGGUGGACGUGGGCGAAGAAGGAGGUGAUAUGGAGCAUGAUGGGAGGUCAAACAACAGAGCAAGGGGAUUGCUCAAAGUAUAAAGGGAAUGUCCCACAUUGCUGCAAGAAAGAUCCCACAGUCGUGGACCUAUUGCCCGGAACUCCCUAUAACCAGCAGAUUGCAAACUGUUGUAAAGGAGGGGUGAUUGGUUCUUGGGGACAGGAUCCAUCCAAUGCAGCAAGCUCCUUCCAAGUCAGUGUUGGCGCCGCUGGAACCACAAACAAAACUGUGAGGGUCCCCAGGAACUUCACCUUGAGAGCACCCGGUCCUGGAUAUACCUGUGGACCUGCCAAAAUCGUGAAGCCUACUAAAUAUGUGUCUUCUGAUGGGAGGAGAGUCACUCAGGCUAUGAUGACAUGGAAUGUUACAUGUACAUAUUCACAGUUUCUGGCUCAAAAAACUCCCUCUUGCUGCGUCUCGCUCUCAUCCUUCUACAAUGACACCAUUGUUCCUUGCCCGACGUGCACAUGUGGAUGCCAAAACAACGUCACAGAUCCAGGAAGCUGUGUCAAUCCGGACUCACCGUACCUAGCUUCAGUCGUUUCACAACAAGAGAAGACCAACAAGUUCGCACCUCUAGUCCAAUGCACGAGCCACAUGUGCCCCAUUCGCGUCCACUGGCACGUGAAGCAGAACUACAAGGAUUAUUGGAGGGUUAAGGUCACCAUAACAAACUUCAACUACAGGAUGAAUUACACAUUGUGGAACUUAGUAAUCCAACACCCCAACUUCGACAACUUAACGCAGAUAUUCAGCUUCAACUACAAGCCACUCAAUCCAUACCAAGACAUAAAUGACACUGCGAUGCUAUGGGGAGUUAAGUACUACAACGACCUGCUGAUGGAAGCCGGCCCUCUGGGAAACGCGCAAUCAGAGUUCCUAUUCCGCAAGGACAAAUCCACCUUCACUUUCGAGAAGGGUUGGGCCUUCCCUAGGAGGAUUUACUUCAACGGGGACAACUGCGUGAUGCCACCUCCUGAUGAAUAUCCGUAUCUACCAAGUGCCACCACGCGACAGAAUGUCUCCUUCCUUCAGCUGCUUGUUGCUCUCUUGGCUCUUCUGUUUGGGUGUUUUUAACAGACAAUUAGCAUCAUCGAGGAGGAUGAGGAUUCAAUGUUCUUGGCGUUGCUACGGGAGAGAUCAUACAACACGCAGUGGGUUCAGGUGCACAAAAACUUGUGCAUGCCAUGAGAAAUGGUUCCAAUUCAUGCUACAGUUGUGGCUCUUUUUUAUAGUACCCCAGGGAUGCCUUUUCUGUUCUAGUUGCAUGAUACUUUCUUUACUGCAUGUAGAUCGUGGUUGUUGAUAUACUUUUAUGUAUAGGAUUGUGGUGAGAAUAUCAACAUUUUGAUAGUUACAGUGAGAUUUUUACUCUAUGAUUUUUUAAGUAGUGUUGAGUAUAAAAGUUGCUUAAUUAUAGAAAACGCUCUUUUGCUUAAA
Messenger RNA from Salvia splendens (bonfire salvia), 1836 nucleotides. Its product is annotated as protein COBRA. Gene Ontology annotation, cellular component: plasma membrane. NCBI's taxonomy places the organism in Eukaryota, Viridiplantae, Streptophyta, Magnoliopsida, Lamiales, Lamiaceae. The record is from RefSeq and is a predicted model, not a curated record. The coding region runs from base 133 to 1473 and encodes 446 amino acids. Gene Ontology annotation, biological process: cellulose microfibril organization; plant-type cell wall cellulose biosynthetic process. The transcript has 6 exons.